AUGCCAGUCUAGCUUACUAUAAAUACUCUGUUGCACAAGGAUGAAUAGGACAAAGAUAUAAAUAAGUAACUCUAAAGUAGCUUCAUUAUUAAUGUUUCUCUCAUUAGUUCAUAAGGUUAUCAUCAUUUAUAGAUUGUGAUUUUAAUAUUUAUUAGUAUAUUUAAAAUAAAAUAUAAAAUAAAUAACAGUGAAAAAUUACAAAGAAUUGAUGUACAUAGAUAUCUUUAUAGUUAUGCAACAUAUUUCAUUGAGUGUUUUUUAUUUGCAUUGUGUAUAGAAUAAUUAUUUUAACAAACAUCUGUCAUAUACAAAACCAGUCGCAUGUUAAUGGAAUUUUUAAGUUUCAUUUUAAAUAGUGGAAGUAAAAUGUAAUUUUAUAAUAAAGCAUAGUGCUAGCAAAAUAUUUUGCUAAUUUAGUCGAUAAUGAAAUAAAAGUUAUAUAUUAUUUUUACAUUUUUGCUAUGACUUUUUAAUGUGAAUGUGAAAGUUAUCAAUUUAUAAAAUAAAUAAUAAAAAUUAUUAUUAUAUAAAAAUUUAUUGUGAUUCAUUCUUAUAUACAUAUAUAUAGUAUUGAAUUUUUAAUAAUGGAUAACAUACAACAGAUGACUAUGGUUAACUUCAUAUUUAUGUAUUUAUCAUUAUUACUAAAAAAGGGAGUUCAUGGAAUUAGUACAGUUACAGUAACAGAAGUUCCAGCUGGUCAUUUAGCUGAACUUCCAUGUUUAAGUAGUGAUGAUUAUCAUCGUUUUAUGUUUUGGCAACUUAAAGAUGAUCAUCAUAUUAUUGGGCCUGGCAAUCCAAUGGAUGAAAACAAAUAUAAUUAUGAAGUGUUAACAGGGAAACUCUUCAUUAAGAGCGUAUCAACAGCUGAAUCUGGUUUCUAUAGAUGUAUUUCAAAAGGUAUAGCAGAUCAUUCUGCUAUCAAUAUACAUAGUGUUGAAUUAGUAGUUAAGAAAGAUUGGGAAGAUGUUUGGGAAAAUGAUUUUGAGACAAAUUUAUUACGAGGUAUGGCUGCUGUUAUGGUAGUAGUCGUUGUUAUAGCAAUUGUUCUUUUUAUUGUUACUACAAAAAAAAAACGUAAUCACAGAUUUUUUGAUUUAGAAGAAUCAAGAGAAAAUUCCCCUGAAAAAUAUACACCAAAUGUUAAUGCUGGUCCUGCAGUAUCUGCACCAACAAUUGAAGUUGCUGGUAUUGAUAAUACAGCUCUUGAUAUUGAUUUUCCAAGAGUAUUUAAACAAAUGCAAAAAUAAAAAGAUACAUAUAAAAUAAAAAAUAAUUUUAUAGCAAGUAUUUAAAAAAAAAUGUUGUAUAGUACUAUAUAUUAUACAUAUUUAAAAAAUAUGCAUAUAUAGUCAUAUUUAUUUAUGUAUAUAUUAAAUUCUGUUAGCAAUUAUGCUAAUAAAUAUAUCAUGAAUAAAAUACAUAAUCAUACUUAGUAAAUAAUAAAAUUUUAAUUAAAUAAUAUUUUAUACACAAGAUUUCGUAAUAUAUUGUAUAUAAAUUAUUAUACAUAAUGUAUGUACAUAUAAAAUGAUUAAAUUGCUUAAUUCAUUAUUUUAAUAUAUAUAAA
Messenger RNA from Apis cerana (Asiatic honeybee), 1570 nucleotides. RefSeq lists its product as uncharacterized. NCBI's taxonomy places the organism in Eukaryota, Metazoa, Arthropoda, Insecta, Hymenoptera, Apidae. The record is from RefSeq and is a predicted model, not a curated record.